Capra hircus (goat) is the source of this 1653-nucleotide messenger RNA. Its product is annotated as GTPase IMAP family member 7. The coding region runs from base 243 to 1121 and encodes 292 amino acids. The transcript has a single exon. Lineage: Eukaryota; Metazoa; Chordata; Mammalia; Artiodactyla; Bovidae. The record is from RefSeq and is a predicted model, not a curated record. Gene Ontology annotation, molecular function: GTP binding.
UGGAGAUACUCUAACUACUUGGUUAUUUCUUCAAUAACAACUGAACUGUUUAAAUUUGCUGUCUCUACCAGGGUCAAUAUGCAUAAGAGAAUAUUAGAAACUUUCAGGGAGGAAAAUAAGAAAAAAAAAAAAAAAAAGACAGUUGGAAAUGGUUCCUACUUACCUAAAUUGACCCUUUUCCCCCGCUUUCCUUUUACUAAGGUGGUGCGGGUGCCUGCGCCCCAGAGUCUCUUGAUAUAAACAUGGCUGCCAUGCUAAACAACACUCUGAGGAUUGUGCUGGUCGGGAAGACCGGAAGUGGGAAAAGUGCAACUGCAAACACCAUCCUUGGGGAAAAAGUAUUCGACUCUAGGAUUGCUGCGGAAGCUGUUACCAAAACUUGUCAGAAAGCAUUUCGGAAACAGAAGGGGAGAGAGCUUUUCGUUGUUGACACCCCAGGGCUCUUUGACACCAAGGAGACCCUGAAUACCACCUGCAGGGAAAUCAGCCGAUGUAUCCUCGUGUCCUGUCCUGGGCCUCAUGCGAUCGUCUUGGUCCUGAGACUGGGCCGCUACACACAGGAAGAGCAGCAAACCGUGGCAUUGGUCAAGAAUCUAUUUGGGAAAACAGCCAUGAAAUAUAUGAUCAUCUUAUUCACUUGCAGAGAUGAACUGGGCGACCAGAGCCUGAGCGACUUUUUGAAGGAUGCAGAUGUAAACCUACGAAGCCUCCUCCAGGAAUGUGGAGACCGCUGCUAUGCCAUCAGUAACAGCAGAAACACAGAGCAGGCUGAGAAGGAAGCUCAGGUGCAGGAGCUGGUGGAGCUGAUAGACAAGAUGGUGCAGAACAACCAGGGGAAUUACUUUUCUGACCCCAUUUACAAGGACAUAGACCAAAAGCUGAGACAGCAGGUGGAACACUUGAAGAAAGUCUAUGCUGAUGAAUUACAAAGCAAAAUUAAACUAGUAGAAAAGGAAUAUGCACAUAACCCAGAAGAAAAGGAGAAACAAAUAAAGUUGCUAAAGCAGAAGCAUGAGGAACGAAUGAAAAACAUAAGGGAAGAUGCUGAGAUGAAUGUAUUCAAAGCUGCAUUCAACAUGAUUAAAAAUAUGCUUUUAAAAAUAUGGUCCAAGUUGUGGUAGUAUAAACUUUAUCUUUACUCCUCAUUUUAAUAUAACUUGUUAAUACAGUAGUUUAUAGUUUCCAAAGAUUGUUAAAACCAUAUUUUCUGACUUUUUACAAUCUGACUUCCUCUUAUAAUUUCUCUCCCUUGAGCUAUGGGUCUAUGUCCCUUACCUUGGAAUUGGAGGGACUUUGUGACUGCUUUGAUAAAUAGUGGGUGGUUGAAGCAACACCAUGUGACUUCUAAGAAGGGAAAAUGCCUCCAUGCUCUACGAUGGUUACCCUUGGAAUUUGCCCACCCUGUUGAGAGGAAGCCUGGGUAGAAGACCAAUUUGCGCCCAUAAUGGGAGCCUGAAGUCACUGAUCCUCUCCCCUGUCUGAUAUUUCAUCUGCAUCCAGAAUCAGCUUGCCAGCCUUGCAAGUGAGGCAACACAGAUUGGAUUCUCCAGCUGCCAACUGAUGAAACUGCAAAGAGCAAAGAUGAGCCAUCCCCAUGAGGUCCUGCCCAAAUUGCAGAUUCAUGAGAAAAAUAAAUGAUUGCUGUUGUUUUAA